ACUCUUUCCAUUGCUCAUGGUGAUCUAAAUCGAGCAGAAAGAUCACGCUUUAUUGUUGGUUUUUCAGAAAUGUACGUUACUCCUGAUACAGAAACUGCAUCGAAUGACGACAUUCAUAUUUUGAUUGCGACGGAUAUUGUAUCUCGUGGUGUUGAUUUUAAAGAUGUUACCAAAGUAAUUCAUUUUGAUUUUCCAAAAAAUGCUGCCGAUUACCUGCACAGAAUAGGACGUGUUGGAAGA
Messenger RNA from Batrachochytrium dendrobatidis JAM81, 240 nucleotides. RefSeq lists its product as uncharacterized. The annotation marks the transcript as partial. NCBI's taxonomy places the organism in Eukaryota, Fungi, Chytridiomycota, Chytridiomycetes, Rhizophydiales. The transcript has a single exon. The record is from RefSeq and is a predicted model, not a curated record.